Molecule: messenger RNA, 2783 nt
Organism: Mercenaria mercenaria
Lineage: Eukaryota; Metazoa; Mollusca; Bivalvia; Venerida; Veneridae
Product: translation initiation factor eIF-2B subunit epsilon-like
Exons: 16
Coding region: 45-2120 (691 amino acids)
Biological process (GO): biosynthetic process
Cellular component (GO): eukaryotic translation initiation factor 2B complex
Molecular function (GO): guanyl-nucleotide exchange factor activity; translation initiation factor activity; translation initiation factor binding
Source: RefSeq, a predicted model, not a curated record
UUUGGUGGAACGUUACAGGACGGCUGUUAUUCAUCCUAUGCAACAUGGCGCCGAAAGGAAAGUCGGGAGCAAGUAAUGCAGAUUUGAAGCAAGAAGAUAUUGUACAGGCAGUUGUCUUUGCUGACAGCUUCAACACAAACUUUGCACCAAUUUCAGCUGAUAAACCAAGGGCAUUGUUUCCUGUAGCCAACACUGCAUUGCUGGACUAUACAUUAGAGUUUCUAUGUUCUGGUGGAGUACAGGAGAUCUUUGUUCUGUGCUGUCAUCAUGCUGGCCUAGUUAAACAGCAUCUUCAGAACUCGCGCUGGAAUGAGAAGAGUUCCCCAUGUAAUGUUGUACCUAUUGUAUCUGAGGGUUGUAUGUCAAUGGGAGAUGCACUGAGGGACAUAGAUGCCAAGAGCCUCAUCAGGAGUGAUUUUAUACUCAUCUAUGGAGAUGUUGUCUCGAACAUCAAACUGCAGCCUAUAAUGGAGGAACACAAAAAGAGGCAUGAGAAGGAUAAAUCCGCCAUAAUGACGAUGGUGUUCAGACAGGCGCCUCCAGGACAUACUACGCGCAGUGCCCAGGAUGAUGUUAUACUGGCCAUUGACAACCAAACACAGAAUGUCAUUCAUUACCAAAAAGUUGGAGAAACAGGGAACAGAAGAUUUCAAUUUCCUUUGGAGGUGAUGACAGAACAUAAAGAUGUACAGAUACGUUAUGAUCUCCUGGAUGCCAACAUCAGUAUCUGUUCUCCACAAGUACCGCAGCUGUUCACAGAUAAUUUCGACUAUGAAACCAGGGACAGCUUUGUCAGGGGCAUUCUUAUUAAUGAAGAGAUUAUGGGUAAUACAAUACAGAUGCAUGUUGUCAAAGAUGCUUACGCUGCUAGAAUAUCUAACCUACAGAUGUAUGAUGCAGUGAGUCAGGAUAUAUUAAACAGAUGGACAUUUCCCUUUGUACCUGACAGUUGCUACAGACAUAACAAAGAUAGUAUUUCAUAUGGAAGGCAUAAUGUUUAUAUGAGUAAAAAUGUUACCCUUGCAAGAGAAUGCAAGAUAGAGGAGAAUGUAUUACUAGGGAAUGGUUCAUCAGUUGGAAGCCAUACAGUCAUCUCACAUUCUGUCAUAGGCAGAAAUUGUCAAAUAGGUAAAAAUGUCACUAUCAAAGGAUCUUACCUAUGGGAUGGUGUUACUGUAGAAGACAACUGUAAAAUAGACACUUCAUUAAUCUGUGAUAAUGUUACUGUCUAUGACAAUGUUAUACUCUGUCCAGGAUGUGUGCUAAACUCACAAGUAUCUGUUGGUCCAGAUGUAGAACUGAAGGCGGGAACUGUUGCUGUAUCUAGACUAGAGGAGGAUGACUUCGGAGAGGAAGUGGAUGCUACAGAUGGGGAUAUAACAGAAGCAAUGUAUGGAAGUAAGGCCAGGGCAUUUACAUAUAAAGAUCCUGAUGAUGAUAUGAGUGAUACAGAAGAAAUUACAAAACAUAUCUGGGGGUUGACGGUAGAGUCCGAGAGCUCGGAGGAAGAGGACAGUGAUAGAAGCAGUGAGAGUGGUUCUGAACCCGCUAGUCUGCCACCAGAUGUACCUGUGUAUUACACAGAAAUGUUGGACACGAUCCAGAGGUCAAAAGAUGAAAACAUCAGCCCAGAAAAUCUCAUACUAGAAAUAAACUCACUAAAACAUGCAUAUAACAUUACCAUUAAAGAAUUGACUGGUUUAGUUGUAAAAGUAAUGUUGGAGCAGCCAUUCUCAGAGAAUCCCAGUCUAGCAGGGGCAGAGGCUAUCAAAGUGCUAAAAGAGACUUUGGCAAGACAUAUGUCAGUGCUUCAAAACUACAUCAAGAAUGAGGAAUCUCAGCUUCAAUGUUUGAAGGCAGUUGAGGUGUUUGGCACAGCAAGUUCUGUCAAUAUGGCCUUGGUUAUGAAGUUGAUUCAUUUCCUGUAUGAUUCUGAUAUCCUAGCAGAGCAGUCUAUUUUUAGAUGGUACAAAGCACCACCUAGCAACAGCAGCCAGGACAAUCUAGAUGAUGUUGAUGGGGAAGAAAUUGAAAAUAAACAUGCAGAAAUAAGAAAACAUGUGGCGCCACUAAUCAAAUGGUUGGAGGAAGCAGACGAAGAAUCAUCAGAAGACGAUUGACUGGUGCUCAUAUUUAGUUUCUACACCAUCAUGUUCAUCAUCAUAACCUUGACAUUGUUGAUGCAGCUGCAUGAGCUAAAUAUACUCACAUUCUGGAUGGACAGUAAAUGUGAUAGGCGUGUCAGUUACAGUUGUUCUGUUUUUUAACCUGUAGCCUGCUGGCAGCAAGUAAUUAUGCCUUUGCGACCAGUGCAGACCAAGAUGCAGGCUGAUCUUGUGAUCUUGGUCUUGGCUGUUCCCUAUUCAGUCAGUAAAUUUCCAGUGAUUACCCCUUUGGAUACGAAGUGGUACUGGCCAAAUUGAAUGAUGGACCGGUCCAUUUUAGAAAUUUAGCAGGGUAAAGGUUAAAGAGUAUAUAACUGUGAAGUAAACAGGGUCAUUUGCAAUAUUACUUAGUCAGUAUAAUAGACCAGUGAAGAAUGAGGAAAAAUGACUGAGGAAAAGUUUAGAAGUACUAAUAGAGACAGUUUGAAAAAAGUCACCGUCAGGAUGGAUCUGCAUUCAGUGAAUUCCUGGAAGUUGGGAGGCAAUAAACUAAAUAAAAACAUUAACCUUGCAUGUCGGUAUUUAUUUAUGUAACUUCAAAUGUGCUGGUGUGAAGUUUUCGUUGUAAGAAUCCAUAAAAUGGUUGUUUUAUGUAUAAAAUAAAGAUUUCUUGCUUCA